Molecule: messenger RNA, 2296 nt
Organism: Lotus japonicus
Lineage: Eukaryota; Viridiplantae; Streptophyta; Magnoliopsida; Fabales; Fabaceae
Product: DEAD-box ATP-dependent RNA helicase 8-like
Exons: 10
Coding region: 367-1881 (504 amino acids)
Biological process (GO): cytoplasmic stress granule assembly; P-body assembly
Cellular component (GO): cytoplasmic stress granule; P-body
Molecular function (GO): mRNA binding; RNA helicase activity; ATP binding
Source: RefSeq, a predicted model, not a curated record
UCAAUAAGACAGAGGUUUUUUUCUUUGCUUCUGUGAUAGUAUAUGAUUAUAGCUGUUUGUUCUUUCUUCAUCAUCAACAUCAACAUCGUCGUCAUUAUAAUCAUCAAUUCCCACUCCUUCCAUAUCAGACACGAGAAACUCAGAUAAAUAGGUCAAAAUCAAAUCCCACUUCACUGCCUCACUCUCUCAUUUCUCUCUGCAACAGAUCUCUCUUCAAUUCUCCAAUUCCCACACUCACAGGUUCCUUGUAGUUGUAGCUUUCUCUCUACGAUUUCCCCUUCUUCUUCUAGGGUUUAGCCUCGUACCACCACCGUUCUUGUACAUUCUCUCUGUGAGGUUUUGCUUUUAGGGUUUUCAAUCGCUCAGAUGAACAACAACAACAACAACAACAACGUCAACAGGGCCAACAGGUACCCACUACAUCCGCCACCGCCCGGGAUCGGUUAUGGACGCGGUGGUGGUCCCAACCCGAACCCUAACCCUAACCAAGGGUUUCAACCUAGACUCCCUUACCAGCAACAACAGCAGCAGCAGCAACAGCACUAUGUGCAGAGGAAUUUGGCGCAGCAGCAACAGCAACAGCAGUGGCUGAGAAGGGCGCAAUUGGGUCCUGCUGAAUCCAACGGUGAUGAGGUCGAGAAGACCGUGCAGUCUGAAGCUGUUGACUCCAGUUCACAAGAUUGGAAGGCAAGACUGAAGAUUCCACCCGCUGAUACACGAUAUAAGACCGAGGAUGUGACAGCAACUAAAGGAAAUGAAUUUGAGGAUUACUUUUUGAAACGUGAGCUGCUCAUGGGGAUUUAUGAGAAGGGUUUUGAGAGACCUUCUCCCAUCCAAGAAGAAAGCAUACCAAUUGCUCUUACCGGUAGUGACAUUCUUGCUAGGGCUAAAAACGGAACUGGCAAAACAGCUGCAUUUUGCAUUCCAGCAUUGGAAAAAGUUGAUCAGGAUAAUAAUGUUAUUCAAGUUGUUAUCCUGGUCCCGACUCGAGAAUUGGCUUUGCAAACAUCUCAAGUGUGCAAAGAGCUUGGGAAGCAUUUGAAAAUUCAAGUUAUGGUUACAACAGGUGGUACCAGUUUGAAAGAUGAUAUAAUGCGUUUAUAUCAACCGGUUCAUUUACUAGUCGGAACUCCAGGAAGAAUAUUAGAUCUUGCUAAAAAGGGUGUUUGUGUUCUGAAAGAUUGCUCUAUGCUUGUUAUGGAUGAGGCUGAUAAGCUUCUAUCUCCAGAGUUCCAACCUUCUAUACAGCAGCUGAUUCAAUUUCUUCCUAGAAACCGUCAAAUUCUGAUGUUUUCAGCAACAUUUCCUGUUACUGUAAAGGAUUUCAAAGAUAGGUUUCUUCACAAACCAUAUGUCAUUAACCUUAUGGAUGAGCUAACUCUGAAGGGUAUUACGCAAUUUUAUGCGUUUGUGGAAGAGAGACAGAAAGUCCACUGCUUAAAUACUUUAUUUUCUAAGCUGCAAAUAAACCAGUCAAUCAUUUUCUGCAAUUCAGUGAAUCGGGUUGAACUCCUUGCCAAGAAAAUCACUGAGCUUGGGUAUUCAUGUUUCUACAUACAUGCGAAGAUGUUGCAAGACCAUCGUAAUAGAGUAUUUCAUGACUUCCGCAAUGGUGCCUGCCGAAAUCUUGUUUGUACUGAUCUUUUUACUAGGGGAAUAGACAUCCAAGCAGUUAAUGUUGUUAUUAAUUUUGAUUUUCCCAAGAAUGCAGAAACUUAUUUGCACAGGGUUGGUCGUUCAGGGAGGUUUGGCCACCUUGGUUUAGCAGUGAACUUGAUCACUUAUGAGGAUCGCUUUAAUUUAUAUAGGAUUGAACAAGAACUUGGCACUGAAAUCAAGCAAAUUCCGCCACACAUUGAUCAGGCAAUUUAUUGCCGGUGACAGGCAGUUUACACCAGGGUUUACAGUGGUGCUGUGGUGUGUCCUUUUUACCGCACAUUGUUAUGAUGACUUCCGCUCAAGCAGGUGCCAUAAGCCCUGGCAUUGAAGAAAUACUGUUGAAAUUGGGGUAUUGUUGGACCCUUCGUUCAGUAAUUUUUUAUUAGGCUUUGGUUGAGAGCCCUGAAAAAUUAUCAAGACCUCAGAGUUCUUUUAUUUUCUUUUAUUGGUAGACCUCAGUUUAAAUUUUGGCUUUUAACUGCCAGGUAGUUGGUCGGUUGUGUUUGGAUUUCUGUUGACUAGUUCGGUAGACGUUUGUUACUUGCUACAUGCUUUUAGUACUGUAGAUUUUUAAUUGCUGGAUGGUUUAGGGAUAAUACCUUGCUAUGAAUAUGUCCCUUCCUAUGGUUGUGGUCUA